ACCGGUACAGGUAACAGAGAUAAGAGCAGAGUUCGGCCAUUGGCAGCAGCUGCCAAGGCCACCUUUUCUCAAUCUGGCUUGGAUCCUUUUUGAACAAUGACAUCACAAAGAGCUUCAUAGCAGAGCUUCGAACAAACGUGAGUUUGAACAGAUCGUCGGUUGUCGGUUGCUUGGGGUACAGUCGUAAUGUAAAUGAAUCUGCACGUUCUGCUCCAAUUUCCCUUCUUGAGCUGAGCCACUCGAGUACGUUGUCCAAUAUCUUUUGGUUUAGGACUUUGCCCAUACCGGUAGUAGCUCACACAGUUAGUUUCACUCUUUUGGUUCUUUGAGAAACCGUUUCCUCUAGACUAGCUAAAGAAAGUGAGGAGAAAGAUGAGAAAGUUGAUGUUGGGCGUUGCCAUUCUGGGCUUGACGGCAAGGCAUCCCAAGAGUGCUAGUAGUAUUGUUCAGGCUUUCCAGCCCCUAACAACUCGCCAACCAACGAAAGUGGAUCGACAAUCCAGAUUAGCCGUUGCAGCUCUUGAUAAGGAGUCUACUAGUAGUACUAGUAGUACUCCAUCAGCAACUGCUCAAAACAACAACAAAAAAGGCAACAAGAAUGCAAAGCAAGGGAGGAAUCAUCCAAAGCCGAGAUCCACCAAGCCUAUUAAGAAUGACAAGAGCACUCCCACGAACACCACCAACAACAAGAACGGCGGAGGAAAGAAGGAAUUCCGUUGGCUCUAUUGGCUCUACAAGCAAUGGCAUCGGUGUCCCGUGGGUACGGUGGAAAAAUCCAUUCUCCAACAAUUCCUGCCAGCCGCUCAAUCCUGGAGAAACAAACGAUCCAUUGUGGGAGCACAACGAGCCACACAGUUGGUAGAGCGAUAUGCCAGCGAGUAUUUGGCGGGAAAUCCACACGCGCAGCUACAUCAUGAUGCUAGUAGUAGUGGUAACUACUAUUUUGCCAGAUUGCUUCGAGCGGCAUUGGAUGCCUGGAUACAUAUACCACUCGAGAAACAGCAGCAGCUUUCAGGAGAUGGUAGUAUUGCAUCGGUGGUAUCCAUGCAACAGACAACAACAACAACGACUCACAAGGCUCACCAACUGCUGGAUAAGCUGACAAUCCUCGCCGACAACGCCAUGAACACUGGUAGUGAUACUACUGGUAGUACAGAAACCAUGGCACGAGUCCAAAGUUUGCAACGGCAAAUUCACGAUCAUCGAAUCUGGGUACAGGAACAAAUAUUGGACAAAACGAUGAGUGCCAACAACAACACUACAACAACCUCUUCCUUGCAGGACAAUAAUAAUAAUAUUCAAGAAAUCACAGAGCUGCUGCACAAAUCCAUGUCCUUUGCACAAGGACCACCUGGAACGACAACAACUCGGCAGUUGGAAGAUUCCUUGGUGGCAAUGCAACAAUUGAUUGUCACCUUGCAACGAACCUUUAGUGAUCACAACAACAACAACAACAGCCAAGACGAUCUCACAACAUCAUCGAUGAUUGAUGCCUAUGAAAGGGAACUUGUCUUUACCACGCCCGAACAAGAACGGCUGCUUCAGAGUGCUUCUUGGCUUGCCGUCGCAUUGCCCUUUUGGGAGUUUUUGCAUCACACCGUCAUUCGAGCAUUGGUACAUGCCAACGAACAGGAACGGGCCGAACGAUGUUGGGACCAAAUGGAAGAACGGCUCCACAACACUCAACCACAACAACCACAAACGUUGCCUCGUCGGGAUCGCACCACUGCCGUGGAACGAAUCGUAGCCAUGGAGCAACAAACCGAAGGAAAAGAGUUGAUGCAACUGGUCCAAAAUGACCGAUCGUUGCAUUGGUUGCAUUGGUUGUCGUAUCAACUAAAGAUUACUCCGGUCGGAGAAGCCAACGAAUCAAUCCUCAAACUCAUCAUGCCGGCAUUGUCCAUGCAUGCCAAGCGAAAAACAAAGCAAGAUGCAGAGCAGGCCGACGAACUGUUACAACGAUUGGUCCAGGAAGUAAAGGCGGGUAAUCCUCGUGCCAAUAUCACAAAUUCGUUCUUCAACUGUGCGUGUGAUGCGUGGGCCAAGGUUGGUGAGCCACACCGGGCACAGAACAUCUUGAACGAUAUGGGAAAAGUACCCGGUCUUGAACCCGAUGUUAUUUCCUUGUCAACCGUUGCAGCGGCUUGGGCCAACAGUCGAGAUGCACAAGCAGCCCCACGGGCCGAAGAAAUCCUCCAUCGAAUGGAAGAACAAGGCAUGAAUCCCACCACAAUCACCUACAACACAGUUCUACGGUCAUUGAUUCACAGUCCUGCCGACGUUGGAAAGGCGAUGCGAGCCGAAGAAAUUGUUCGAAGAAUGGAAGAACGGUACGAAGCCGGACACGGCGAGUGCCGUCCUUCUAUCCGAACAUACCAGAGCUUGAUAUCGGCAUGGUCUCGGACCGACCUGUCAGGUACCGCCCAAAAGGCCGAACAAGUAUUGCACUUUUUGGACAAAAAGUCUCAAGAAGAACCAGGUUACUCCGACUUGGAACCCAAUGCACAUUGUUUUGGGGCUGCUAUUCAUGCCUGGGCGUACAGUCAAGAGGAACAAAAGGCUACCCGAGCAUACAACAUUUUGUCACACAUGAGGGAUCUCUAUGAGAAGCAGGGCAAAGAGCAUUGCAAGCCAAGCGUGGUGGUAUAUACAUCGGUCAUCAACGCCUGCGCAAACCCUUUUUUGGAGGAUGAGAAAGAGCCAUCCUAUCAGAUUGCGCAAACGGCAAUGCAGGAACUCUGCGACAAUCAGCAACGCUAUGGCUGGCCUAAUUUUCUUACCUAUGCUGCAUUUUUGCAAGUGUGCGAAACCACAUUGCAGCAACGAAAGCGUGACGAAGUUGUCCGAACGACGUUCACGAAAUGCUGUGAAGCGGGCCAGGCAGGAGACAUUGUGAUUGAAAAACUGAGGCGUGCCGCUUCCAAAGAGCUCUACGAGGAGCUGAUGAUUGACACGGGGAUUGAGCAGCCCAACACUGGAAUCUACAGUUUGCCUCGGAGCUGGACCAGAAGAGUCCCUAGCGCACAAAGUCGUCCCAAACGACCAAGAAAGAAGAAAUUGUAUCGCCCUGAACGGGCAAGGAUGAAUGAAGUCCGAAUACUGCGUGGAUCAGCGGGUCGCUACAGCAGGGGCAAAGACGAGAAUGCAAGUGCCUUCGAAGAAGGAUCAUUUUGAGGCGCCUGCAACAGAGAUUGAGCGACACGAAUCCUGUAGACUAUAUAUGUAUAGAAGGGAACUGCUGCCAAAUAGUGGAACCCGUUCCAGAAAGUCAUAAGUUUCUCACUAAUACAAUCUCUCGACUUGUCUCGAGUAGAGGGCUACGGCAAGCUCUGUCAAGCUG
Seminavis robusta is the source of this 3340-nucleotide messenger RNA. The record is from the annotation of a GenBank genome assembly. NCBI's taxonomy places the organism in Eukaryota, Bacillariophyta, Bacillariophyceae, Naviculales, Naviculaceae.